CGCUUCUUGACCAGAACUGCCAUCCCGCAUCUCGUGGCGAAUGUUGAGGCUCACAUUUUUGCGUUGGCUUCUCAGUCCUCUGUUCGACCGAAUUCGUCGGUUGUUCGUCCCAUACUUACUUCGCAGGGGAGAAUCGCGCUAUCCGAGGCUUUCACUCAGCGUUCAUCGCCUCACUGCAGGGACCGUGCUGAAGCGCCGGAAAGCGUACAGGCUUCGACCCGAGGCCGAUGCAAUGCAAUUUCUCAGCCGACAAAGAUUGUCCAUCCCAAUUCCCGUUCCUCGUUUCAUUGACUACUGGGAAACUGACGAAGAGGGCUACCUAGUCAUGGAGUACAUCGAGGGCGAACGGCUUCUGCGCGUUUGGAGGAAUCUGUCGAGCGAACAGCACGCGCAUGUCAUGUGCACCGUAGCCGGCUACGUGGAAGCCUUGCGAGCUAUCCCGCAACCUCUUUCGCCAUCCCUCCCGUCCGCUGGAUGGAUUGGUUCCGCUUCUGGCGGUCCCUUCACAGAUCUUGCGGUCACCUGGUCUCAGGUUGCCCUAGGUCCAUUCCCUAGUCAGGCAUCGUUCAACGACUGGCACAUAUCGCUGUUCGACAUCUUCGCACGGGAGUCCGCCAAGACGGCCGCCCGCGUCGCAGAGAAGAGGCGCGAGAUGCGUGACGAUCACCCUAUCGUCUUCACGCACGGCGACAUCAACAUGAACAACGUGCUGGUGCGCGUCCAUGGCGAGGGCCCGGAGGAUGUGGAGAUUGUGGCGCUCUUGGAUUGGGAACAAUCGGGAUGGCGGCCUCUAUACUGGGAGGCGAUGAAGUGGAUCUGGCUCACUCGAAAGAGCCCGGCGAUGGAUGCGUGGAGGGAAUUUGGUUGGAAGGUGUUAUCUGGAGGUUAUGAAGACGAUGCUCGGCGCGAGUUCGAGCUCUUUGAGAUAUCAGGGACCCCACCAGACGUCGAUUAGUCUGCACGGGAGUGACAAAAACAUGAUAGACAGUUCAAAGUCCUGUCCCCCGCUGUUGUACGAGCACAAGGAUGUCGGCCACGGAAGCCUGCUCGCUGUUGAACAACAAUCGGCACUUCCAUCUGCGUACUCUUCCGUAUACACCGAGCUUGACGCUAUACGUACAAGGAGAUCCUGUCGCGCCUUCCCCAAUAGAUUGCUGCUGAAUACAGUCGCAAACGCGUGACUAUUGUCUCGCUCGCG
Schizophyllum commune H4-8 is the source of this 1198-nucleotide messenger RNA. Its product is annotated as kinase-like protein. Bases 41 to 955 code for a protein of 304 amino acids. The transcript has a single exon. NCBI's taxonomy places the organism in Eukaryota, Fungi, Basidiomycota, Agaricomycetes, Agaricales, Schizophyllaceae. The record is from RefSeq and is a predicted model, not a curated record.